This is a messenger RNA of Gavialis gangeticus (Gharial), 2817 nucleotides long. It is a transcript of the gene KIFAP3, whose product is annotated as kinesin associated protein 3. The record is from RefSeq and is a predicted model, not a curated record. Gene Ontology annotation, molecular function: kinesin binding. The coding region runs from base 89 to 2470 and encodes 793 amino acids. Lineage: Eukaryota; Metazoa; Chordata; Crocodylia; Gavialidae. Gene Ontology annotation, biological process: microtubule-based movement; cilium organization. Gene Ontology annotation, cellular component: axoneme; ciliary transition zone; kinesin II complex. The transcript is spliced from 20 exons.
GGCGGAGCCGGCGCUGCCUCACCCUGGUAACCGCCGCCGCGGACCGCACCCUGGUGCUUGCCCGUGCCCCCGCCCCGCCGGCCGCACCAUGCAGGGGGAGGACGCCCGAUAUCUCAAGAGGAAGGUCAAAGGAGGUAACAUAGAUGUACAUCCAUCUGAAAAGGCCCUUGUUGUUCAUUAUGAAGUGGAAGCAACUAUCCUUGGUGAGAUGGGCGACCCCAUGCUGGGGGAACGCAAGGAGUGUCAGAAAAUCAUUCGGCUGAAGAGUCUCAAUGCAAACACAGACAUUGCCUCCCUGGCUCGUAAGGUGGUUGAGGAAUGUAAGCUCAUUCACCCCUCCAGACUAGCCGAGGUAGAACAACUUCUGUACUAUCUGCAGAACCGCAGAGAUGCCUCAUCAGGGAAAGAAAAGAAAGAGAAAUCCAAUAAACCAAAAGAUCCACCCCCCUUUGAAGGAAUGGAGAUCGAUGAAGUAGCUAAUAUUAAUGACAUGGAUGAAUACAUCGAGUUACUGUAUGAGGAUAUUCCUGACAAGGUGCGCGGCUCUGCCCUUAUCCUACAGCUGGCCCGGAACCCUGAUAACCUGGAAGAAUUGCUCCUCAACGAAACUGCACUGGGUGCAUUGGCAAGAGUGUUGAGAGAAGACUGGAAACAAAGUGUGGAACUUGCUACUAACAUAAUUUAUAUUUUCUUCUGCUUUUCAAGUUUUUCUCAGUUUCAUGGGCUAAUCACGCACUACAAAAUUGGAGCUCUGUGUAUGAAUAUAAUAGAUCAUGAGCUGAAGAGACAUGAGCUCUGGCAGGAGGAACUCGCCAAAAAGAAGAAAGCUGUUGAUGACGAUCCUGAGAAUCAAACCCUGAAAAAGGAGUAUGACAAAACCUAUAAAAAAUACCAAGGGCUGGUUGUCAAACAGGAGCAAUUACUGCGAGUUGCUCUCUAUCUGCUGCUGAACCUUGCUGAGGACACACGCACUGAGCUGAAGAUGAGGAACAAGAAUAUUGUCCAUAUGCUAGUGAAAGCACUGGAUCGAGAUAAUUUUGAGCUGCUUAUUUUGGUUGUGUCUUUCUUGAAGAAACUCAGCAUUUUUAUGGAGAACAAAAAUGACAUGGUUGAAAUGGAUAUUGUAGAAAAACUGGUGAAAAUGGUGCCAUGUGAACAUGAAGACCUGCUGAAUAUCACCCUCCGGCUUUUGCUAAACCUGUCAUUCGACACUGGCUUGAGGAAUAAGAUGGUACAAGUGGGGCUACUUCCGAAACUCACUGCACUCCUGGCAAAUGAGAGCUACAAGCAAGUAGCAAUGUGUAUUCUGUAUCACAUAAGUAUGGAUGAUCGCUUUAAAUCAAUGUUUGCAUACACAGACUGUAUACCACAGUUAAUGAAGAUGCUCUUUGAGUGCCCUGAUGAACGUGUUGACCUGGAGCUCAUUUCCUUCUGCAUUAACCUCGCUGCUAAUAAGAGAAAUGUGCAGCUAAUCUGUGAAGGAAAUGGAUUGAAGAUGUUAAUGAAGAGGGCUCUGAAGUUCAAGGAUCCACUGCUGAUGAAAAUGAUCAGGAACAUUUCACAACAUGAUGGGCCAACCAAAAAUCUGUUUAUUGAUUAUGUUGGUGAUUUAGCAGCUCAAAUUUCAAAUGGCGAAGAGGAGGAAUUUGUGAUAGAAUGUCUGGGAACAUUGGCAAAUCUGACCUUACCUGACCUGGACUGGGAACUCGUGCUGAAAGAAUACAAACUAGUUCCAUACCUCAAAGAUAAACUAAAGCCAGGUUCUGCAGAGGAUGACCUUGUUUUAGAAGUCGUAAUAAUGAUUGGAACUGUGUCCAUGGAUGACUCCUGUGCUGCUCUUCUAGCCAAAUCUGGAAUCAUUCCAGCACUCAUUGAACUUCUAAAUGCUCAACAGGAAGAUGAUGAGUUUGUCUGCCAAAUCAUAUAUGUCUUUUACCAGAUGGUCUUUCACCAAGCCACUAGAGAUGUCAUCAUCAAGGAGACUCAGGCUCCAGCGUAUCUUAUAGACCUGAUGCACGAUAAGAAUGCUGAGAUCCGCAAAGUCUGUGACAACACUCUGGAUAUUAUAGCGGAAUAUGAUGAAGAAUGGGCUAAGAAGAUUCAGAGUGAGAAAUUCCGAUGGCACAAUUCUCAGUGGCUGGAGAUGGUGGAGAGUCGGCAGAUGGAUGAUAGCGAGCAGUACUUGUAUGGGGAUGACCGUAUUGAGCCCUACAUCCAUGAAGGGGAUAUUUUAGAAAGACCUGACCUUUACUACAAUUCAGAUGGCCUGGUGCCCCCUGAUGGAGCAGUGAGUCCAGAUUUUUUCAGUGAUUAUCAUCUUCAGAAUGGAGAUCUAGUUGGGCAACAUCCCUUCUCCAGCGGCAUUGGAGUGGAUGGAUUUGGUCAGCCAACUGGUAUUCCUAGCCGCCCUGUGACUGCCUAUGGAUAUCGCCCAGAUGAACCUUACUACUAUGGCUAUGGAGCUCGAUAAAGCAACUUACUGCAUACUCCAGAGUGUUCUCCCUCCUGCUCCACUAGGAACAAGUGUGCAUAGCUGGCUUUAGAUCAUUCCUUGGAAAUGCAUGAUUAUACUGUGACAAGUCUGUGUGAUUAUGUAUCCUUUAGUAUGCGAACCUCCAGAUUAGCCUGGGCCUUGCUGGCUCUAACAUUUCAGUGACUGUGUUCACUCCUUAGUUCUCAAUUUAUAAUUUUUGUACAGUAUUUGUCAUGUGACUUGAAAGCAAGUAUUGAAAAGCUACUAGACUGGAAAGUAAACAUUACACUGUGUAUAUUAAGCAACUAAUUUAAUUUCUAUUAAAUACAAAAACUACACGGUCA